CUGCCUGCAGAGCUCACAGGAGAGAAGGCUGUGGGGACUUCAACUUCACUCUGCGCAGCUACUUUCCUCCAUGAAGAGGAGGGUGAAAUCCUCCUUCCAGAACAGAAUCUAUGAGUUGAAACUUACUUCGAUGUCAUCAUGAAAUUCCUUCUCCUCUGGACUUUCUUAAGCCUGCCUGCUGCCUUUGCCUUUGAUCCAGACACCAUUGGUGAUACCCAACCUCCCUACCUGGUCUACUUGAAAUCUGAUUACCUGCCCUGUACAGGAGUCCUGAUUCACCCCCUCUGGGUGCUUACAGCUGCACACUGCAAUUUACCGAGACUCCAGGUGGUACUGGGGAUCACAAACCCAUCCAACUCCACCGAACGUAAUGUGCAAAUGGUCGGCUAUGAGAAGAUGAUUCAUCACCCACAAUUUUUAGUCUCUUCUAUUGAAUAUGAUCUCAUGUUAAUCAAGCUGAAUAGACUUGUUGAACUCAACAACUAUGUGAAUGUGGUCAACCUGCCCAAAAGUGCUGUCAAGCCAAAAAUGAUAUGUGACGUCUCCACGUGGGCAUACAACUUCUGUGAAAUGGCCAAGGACCCUGACAAUGUGCAGAACGUAGACGUCUCCGUAAUCUCACCGACAGAAUGUCAGAAAACCUAUCCAGCCUACAAAAUCAGAAAUAAUAUGAUCUGCGUGGGCAUCGUGCCAGGAAGGAGGCAGCCUUGCAAGGUGACAUAUUUUCAAUGCCUUAGUUUUCCCAUUUUCUUUCUUGUGUCCCUUCCGCAAAAGAUAAUCAGUUUUCUUUUCUUCUGGCAGGAAAUCUCUGCUGCCCCAGCAGUCUGCAAUGGGGUGCUUCAUGGAAUCCUGUCUUACACAGAUGGGUGCAUUCUGAGGGCUGACGUUGGUAUCUAUAGUAGUAUCUUUCACUACUUGCCUUGGAUUGAAGAAACGAUCAAGAACAACUGAGCUCCCAUGGCAGGAAUUCUGGACUAUGUGAUACAGUCUGUACCCACCUCCAGCCUCGGAAUUAAACGAAGGAACUCCUUGGAUUGCGUCU
Molecule: messenger RNA, 1042 nt
Organism: Octodon degus (degu)
Lineage: Eukaryota; Metazoa; Chordata; Mammalia; Rodentia; Octodontidae
Gene: Prss58
Product: serine protease 58
Exons: 5
Coding region: 139-951 (270 amino acids)
Biological process (GO): proteolysis
Molecular function (GO): serine-type endopeptidase activity
Source: RefSeq, a predicted model, not a curated record